This is a messenger RNA of Linum tenue, 457 nucleotides long. The record is from the annotation of a GenBank genome assembly. Lineage: Eukaryota; Viridiplantae; Streptophyta; Magnoliopsida; Malpighiales; Linaceae.
AUGGGUUUUCUGGUGGAUUCGCAAAACCAUGGCGGACCCGGGUUCUGGGGAGGUUGCGUGAGGACUCUGAUAAGGAGGAAGCAGGUUGAUUCCGCUGACGGCAAUGUUCACGGCCACGGUGGUCACCACCAGUUGGCCAAGGAGCUCUCCGUUCUUCAUCUCAUUGCCAUUGGUAUCACAGAGCUGAGGAUUCUGCCUUGUGAUGAAGAGCAGGAGCCGGUGACUAGUGAUAUGUGCAGCUGGAGUAUGAAACUUGCAAGAAGUGGAAGAGCUCAAGAAUGACGCACCCGAGAACCUUCUCUCAAUAUUGAAGGAAUGUGAUAUUCAAAGGCUUUCAGGGGUGUCAACAUCUUUGAUGAACUACUCAGUUCUUCUGUAUAGAUAUUUAUUAAUUCAUGGAUGUUUAUUGAAUCUAGUUCCGCCGGAUAUGAUAUCAAGACUUUAAAAACCCAAUAAA